CGCCGGCCACGGCGGGCGCCGGGAGCUCCGGCUCGGCGCAGCCCACGCCGAUCAGCAGCACCCCGCCGCUGCUCUCGCCGGGCGGGUCGCGCUCGCCCGGCUCGGCGCCCAGCCACAGCGCGGGAGGCUUCUUUGCGUCCUUCCGGCCCUCGUCGCCAAGGCCAGUGCCGGCAGAUGACUCGUCUGCUCCGGCCGCCGGCACGCCGCGGCGCCGCGAAAAGGCAGGCUCCGCCUCGCUGGCCUCGGGGCAGCCAGGCUCGAGCCACGAGCGCAGCCGAAGACCCAGCAGCGUGCUGGAGCACGUCGGCGGCAUGUGGGAGCGGUUCGGCAAGCGUGUGGGCGGUAGCGCCGCAGCGGGCGCGACGGCUGGGCACCGGCGCGGCGCGAGCGCCAUGUCGCACAGUGACUCGCGCGGCAGUGCAGUGGACAUCGAAGACGAGUCGCCCAUUCUGGCGUACGCCGCGAGCGAUCUGCCCGCCAAGGCUCUCGGCCGGGUCCUCAUCCAAGUGACAGAGGACAACGAGCGCUUCGCCGUCGUCGACGUGAGCGGCCUGAGUGACGCAGCAGCCAUCAAGGAGCGCAUGCUGAGCAAGCUGCACAUCUUCGACGACGAUCACUCUGGCUUCGCGCUGUACCGCACCGAGAUCGGGCAGCUCGACGUCGACGGGCCGCGCCUGUCUGACGACGAGCUGCUGGCGCAGUGCGCAACCAUCGGCGACGAGCGGGGCAGCCUCAAGUUCCUGCUCCAGCAGAUUGCGCCGCCGCGCGACAGCACGCGCACGCUGCCGCCGCCCGUCGCCUCGUCGUCCUCGCCGCGGCGUGCGCUGCGCGAGCUGCACAGCGGCAGCACCACGACGACCUCGACCACGCACGCCAGCUCCAGCGCCGGCGUGGGCGCCUCGUCGCAGUCCCACUCCAAGUCGGGCAGUCUCAGCUCGCGCUCGUCGGCUGUGAGCGACGUGCUCGCGCAGCCCGAGAUCUACGACUCGGGCUCGGAGAGCGGCGCCGCGCGCGGCCUGCACCGCUCGCGCGGCGCAUCACGUCGCCCGGCUACUGCCAACGAGUAUGCGCGCGCGCCCGGCUCGAUGCUCCUCUCCGUGACUGAGCGCCAGAAGCUCGACGACGAGUCGGACAUGGCAGUGGUCGACGAGAUGGCCGGCCUCGCGCUCGAGCGGCGCGGGCAGACUAUGCGUGCUUCGGAACACGACUCCGCUCGAAGGCACGAGGGCGCGCGACGACCCAGCAUGCCGCGUAACGCGUCCAGCGGCGAGAACGCGCGCGAGCGGGGCCACCAGGGCGAGUGGGACCGGCAGUACACCAGCGCGGCGUCGAUGUACGCAAGUGUCCCUUCGCCGCCCAUGGAGCGGCACGACCGCAUGCGCUCCGAGACUGCCGUGCACCACCCGCAUUACGCGCAGCCACCAGACUCGUCCGCGCAUGGUCGAGCGCUGCAGCCAGUCAAGAGCAUGGACGAGCUACGCUCUCGCGCGCCGCCAGCUCCGCCGGCGGGCUCAAUGCCGCCGCCGCCGUCGCAAGUACACGGUGCCUACAGUGCGUACGCGCCGGGACACGCUCGGCCACCGGCGCCGCCGUCCGCGGGCACUCCUGCUCCACGCCGGCCGAGCGCCGAGUCUCACCCCAUGCGCUCGCCGCCCUUCGACCCGCGCCUCGCUGCCGACCCGUACGGACGCCCGAUGCCGCACCACGCCGCUGAUCAGCACAUGCGCGCACGUGCGCCGUCCUUCGGCGAUCCGCGCGCAUCGCGGGCGCCCACAGAUGCGCGCCUGAUGGGCCCACGCCACGCACCUCCCGGAGCAAUGGGUCCGCCUCCACGGCCAGGCACAGUGGCUCCCGUCGUCCCGUACAGCGGCGCGCCGAUGCAGCCGAACGCGAGCUUCGACGGCCGGUACGCGACUGCGCCUCGCCCCCACAGCGUCACAAACGAGUUCGGCGCACGCAUCCCCGGCCCAUACGCAGGGCCGGCGCACGGCGCCCGCGGCACUUCCCCAGCGCCAUUCCCCUCGCGCCCGCACACGUACCACGACGCGCCGCAGCAGCAGCACUAUCGCCCCGUGCCGCCGUCGCAAGCGCCGCAGCCCGUGCCGAUCUACAUGUCACGCGAGGAUGCCUUCACGUCGGCACACUUCCCAGCGUCCAGCUCGCGCCAAGUCUCCGAGUUCCAGCGCAUCGCCUCGGCGCAGGGCAGUCUGACGCCGGGCAUGACGGUGCAGGAGCGCCUCCGCGCCCAGCAGCACGCACCUCAUCCGCAGCCUUCCUUUGGGCCGAGGGAGCCGCGCGCCUGGACAGGGCCCAGGUCGUACGAGCCCGACGCCUCGCUGGCUCGAGCCUCGCCACGCGGAGAGUCGCCAAGCCGCUACAAUCCGGCGCACGGCGCUCCGUACGUGUAUGCUGGAGAGCAGCAGCAGCGCCAGAUGCGUGCAGUGCCGCCAUCCGCCGACUAUGGCCCGUAUCGCGCGCAGCCUGCUUCCGCCGGGGCGCAUUACGGUGCUCAACCAUCGCACCAUCCCGGCCAGAGCAUGCAGCAGGUCUCGCCGCAGAUGCAGCAUCAGGUGCCUCGGCGUGCUUCUGCCGAGCGCUCGUCGGCCGGCUCGCACAGCUCGCAAGAGCAAAAGCGCGGCCGCGCGCUCGACGAUGCGGCAGGCUCGGCCGGUCUUGUGCGUAGCUCGCGCCCCGAGCCUGUGAGCCCCGUCGACGCGAGGCGGCGCUCAGAGGACGAGGGCGGAGGGGCGCAUCGCUUGGGCGAGGCCGCUGAUGACGAGGACGACGAUGCACUGCUCAAGAUGCGCCCGCUGCCCAAGCCGCCUCAGCAGGCUGCUUCGCCGGAGAAGCCGGCCUCCUCCGCUCCAAGCCUGUCGCUCACACAGCCGCCGUCGCCGCCGGACGCCGCGCAGGAGAACCUGGCGCAGGCUGCGCACUGGGCGUCUCUGUUCAGCGGCCUGGACUCCGAGGGCACCGUCAGCUCGGCAGGAAGCGCGACCCUGCGCGCCGACUCGCGCUCGACAGACGGAUCGCGCUCGUUCUCAUCCGAGGCUUCCAGCGGCACCAUCACCGCGGCCGACUUUGCCAAGCUGGCGGCAGGCGGCAAGAAGCACGCCGAGGCCAUGAGCGCAGACGACGGGGACAGCGCGACGUUCGGAAGCUUCGUCGACGAUGACUCGGACGACGAGGACGGCGCCGGCACGUGGGCGCAGCCACUGGACUCCUCGCCCGCGCUCCUUGCGGUGCAGAGGCAAGCCGAAGCUGCCACUGCCGAGCCUGCGCGGCCCGUGACUCCCCUGAGCCACGGGACCACGCUGCACGACCCUGGUGUCUCGCCGCGGCCCACUUCGCCGCACGCCGGGCCGAGUCCUCGACGCCCGAUCCUGACGAUCAGCAUCGCCGACUCGACUAGCACAACCGUGUCGCGCGCCACGUCGCCGCAAGCUCCCCGACACAUCGCGCCGCAGUCGCAGCCAUCGCCGACACCGCAGUCCGCCUCGCCGCACCUGCAGCAGCUCUUGGCCAGUGGCGACGGCAGCUCAGCCGGCCUCGCUACGCCGACGUCUGCCGUCUCACAGACACCCAGCGGAAGCGGGGUCAACCGGCGCACCUCCUUCGCGCACCGCGACGGCGACUGGGCGCCGCGCCCGCCGCCCGAGCAGCUGUACGAGAACCUGGACGACUUCUUCCCAAAACACGACCUGGACAAGCCCGUGCUCGAGACGCUGCUGCCGGGCAGCCCUCUUGUCGGCAGCCCAAAGGCCGAGAUGGCCUCGAUGGCCUCUGUGCUGACGCCUGCGUCGCCCGUCGGCGCCGCUGCUGGCCGCGCCGGCCGCAGCGGGCACAAAAAAUCGAUCCGCAUUGUGGCGCAAGACAGGAAGCGCAUCCUCGAGCGCUCAGAGCACGGCUCGCGCCGCCGACUCGAAGGCAUGACGCCGCUGGAGCGCAGGCGCAGCACGAAGCUGUGGGGCACCAAGGUGGUCGAGAUGACGCCGUCCGGCCAGGAGGUGGCGCCCCCGUCGGCGACACCCAGCGAGUCGCCGUCCAGCGAGAAGCCGGUCUUCAAGUGGGUCAAGGGCGACCUCAUCGGCAAGGGCACGUACGGCCGCGUCUACCUGGCGCUCAACGCAACGACGGGCGAGAUGAUCGCCGUGAAGCAAGUCGAGCUGCCCACCACGGCAUCCGACCGCGAGGACGUGCGGCAGAAGGGCAUGGUCACGGCCCUCAAGGCCGAGAUCUCGACGCUCAAGGACCUCGACCACCCGCACAUCGUCUCGUACCUCGGCUUCGAGGAGACGCGCCAGCACCUCUCCAUCUUCCUCGAGUACGUGCCCGGCGGCAGCGUCGGCAGCGUGCUGCGCAAGUACGGCAAGCUCGAGGAGAACUGCAUCAAGAGCUUCCUGCACCAGGUGCUCGAGGGCCUGUCGUACCUGCACGACCGCGGCAUCCUGCACCGCGACGUCAAGUCGGACAACCUACUGCUUUCGCAGGACGGCAUCGUCAAGAUCUCGGACUUCGGCACUGUGCGCCGCAGCGAAGACGUCUACGGCGACGUGGCGUCCAUGUCGCUGCAGGGCAGCAUCUUCUGGAUGGCGCCCGAGGUCGUGGCGCAGUCGAAGCGCGGCUACUCGGCAAAGGUGGACAUCUGGUCGCUCGGAUGCGUCGCACUCGAGAUGCUCGCCGGCCGCCGGCCAUGGAGCGACCAGGAGGCCGUCGAGGCCAUGUUCAAGCUCGGCGCGGAGAGACGCGCGCCGCCGAUUCCGCCGGACGUCAGGCUCUCCAAGGCGGCAGCGCACUUUCUGCGCAACUGCUUCGAGAUCGACCCGGAGAAGCGCCCAACUGCUGCCAAGCUCCUCACGCACGUGUACCCGCUCAUCGACGAUCCCGACUGGACGUUUGAGAAGAGCCAGCUGUACCGCCGCCUGUCGCGCUGAGCGACGCGGCCUGCAAUCGUAUACCCUCU
Messenger RNA from Tilletiopsis washingtonensis, 4963 nucleotides. Its product is annotated as Pkinase-domain-containing protein. Lineage: Eukaryota; Fungi; Basidiomycota; Exobasidiomycetes; Entylomatales. Gene Ontology annotation, molecular function: protein kinase activity; ATP binding. The record is from RefSeq and is a predicted model, not a curated record. The transcript is spliced from 8 exons. Bases 312 to 4934 code for a protein of 1540 amino acids. Gene Ontology annotation, biological process: protein phosphorylation.